UGAAGAGCUCAUUAGCCGUCAUUAAUCAUUCCAAAACUAGUACACACAAGAUGUUCUUCUCGCCCGCUUCCUCCGCUCGCGCCGGGGUUCGGCAGUGGACAGCGUCGCGGCCGGCUGCCCGGAGUUUCCGCAACUUCCAAACCGGAGGAAGUUCAUCUUCCACUGCAAGUGUGAUACAGUGUCGUCCCUGUGCAGCGCAUCCCGCACGCGUAGAUACUGCAACGGGAGAUAGAAGAAGCGUUCCAUGCUCCGUACCACAUGCGAAAUUUUUCUCUUCCACGAGCACAACUGGACCGGGCGAGCAGAACAAGGGGCGCGGCUCGCUGAGCCUUCCCGAGGAUUUCGUCCGCAAGGACUCCAAGGUGCGAACCCGGGCGCACAUCGACCGGAAGGAGUUCAUCCGGAAACACAGCAGCCAGCUGGAUUCUGAGUAUUCGUUUUCCAGCGAACUCGGUGCGGGAGGCUUUGCGAAUGUGUUUCUGGUGACACACAAACUCACCGGCCAACUUCGUGCGGCCAAGCGAAUUCACAAGAGCAAACUGAAAGGAAACUGGGAAAUGCUGGAGAACGAGGUAUUCAUGAAAUAAUCUUUGAAACAGUUCCACUGGGUGCCGAAGCUGCAAGCGUAGCCAAAUGUUAUCCUUUUGUCUCGCCCCCAACUCUUGCAGGUAAAAGCGAUGCAAGACCUGGAUCACCCGCACAUUUGCAAACUCUACGAGCAUUUCGAGGAGGAGGAGUAUGUUUACCUGAUUCUCGAGUACCUGCAGGGCGUUGACCUCUUCGAGCACAUGCUGAACGUUUUCUCCGACGAAACCCACGAGCCCCAGGGCCGCUUCAACGAAUACGAGGCCGCGGUGCUGAUGCGGCACAUGCUCAAGGCGGUUUUCUGUUGUCACAGUUCGAACAUUGUGCACCGUGACAUCAAGCCCGAAAAUUUCAUGUUCGCGAACAAGGUUUUCUUUUGAUUUUUCGCGUGAUUUUGCUUCACACACAAGCAAUGCAUGCGUUCCUCUACCAAGUUUGUAUGGCAGACACAUGAGAAACAAAAAAAAUCGCUGCAACCAAGGUUGAUGCCACUCCAGACCUGCGGAUGAUCGAUUUGGGCUUGUCGAAACGGGACCAGCAAGCUGGCGAUGGCAACAUCACUGGGGUUGAGGGAACCCUGGCCUAUAUGGCGCCGGAAAUGCUGCGCGGAGAGCCGUACAACCGGAAGUGCGAUGUGUGGCCGCUGGGUGCGAUUUGCUACAUCAUGCUGUGCGGGGAGCCGCUGUUUACUUUAACUGACGAUAACGCAGCAGUGCAGGAAAUUCAGAAUGGCAAUUUCGUAAAGCGGAAGCUGCAGGAAAAGCGCCGGAUUUUGAGUCCUGACGCCAUGUCCUUUCUCAAGGCAACUCUUGCAUUCGAUCCGUCGAGACGUUUGUCCGCGAAACACGCCCUUUGCCACCCGUUCGUGAUGAAAACUUACAUGGAGGAUGGUCUGGUUUCCGAACGCGAUCCGGAAAAACUGAAGAAAAGUAUUUUGUUAGUUGUCACACCUAUUUCCUACUGAUUUUUCCAUAGAUCUGUCCUCUCGCUCGGCCAAAACACAGUGAAAAUUUUCAAUUUUUUUUCCCUAACUUCGCCGCAACAUGAACGUUUUCUCGGACGAAAUAAUCAGUUCUCUCGAUGGGCGAGGUGCUGGAGCGCAUGCGACGGUUUUCGGAGCUUAGCACGCUGAAGCGGUCGAGUUUGAUUGUUCUGGCGCACAUGAUCGGCACCAGCGCCGACGAAAUGGAGGCCUACCGGCUGACGUUCCGCCAGCUGGACACGGACGGAAGCGGGUCGCUCUCCCUCGAGGAGUUCAAGGAGGGCAUCCAGCGGGAGUCGCUGCGCUUGGACCAGAAGCCGAUCGAGUUUCCGGCGAACUUCAACGAUGAGAUCUGGCCGGCGGUGGACCUCAACGAGAGCGACGAUAUCAAUUUUACCGAAUUUUUAGCCGCCUGCCUCAGCUCCGACCAGUACAACGAAAGCCACUGGCGGGCGGUCUUCCAGGUGCUGGACGUUAACAAGAACGGGCACUUGAGCGCGGAAGAUUUUCGAGAACUGUUUCACGACAACGAAGAGAAGGAAGUCCUGGACAUCUGGCACGAAAUUUGCGACAAAGACGAUGGCACGCUCUCCGCCGAGCAGUACAUUCAUUUUAUGCAAAACGAGGUACCGGCGUAACGACAUUCGAAGUUCAGUUUUGAAGCGUUCAGCACAGAAACUGUCCUUCCGGACUUGUAGCUGAAAUAAAAAAGAUUAGCAACACAGAGGGAGAGGAUGCUCUCAGUGUAUCGACCUUUUAUUUCACAAAUGGUGCGCGGCCAAGUUUAUUGGCGUAAGUACAUUUUCUGUCAUUUUCCAGCGUUCUUCUUUACGGCACUCCAACAAACAGAAUGACUUUUGCAAUUAUGUCUCCCCGACGAGAUUAACACCCAGAAAUCGCAGCAAAAAAACUAUUGCGCACUCCCGUAGAACGUUUCGCCACAAAAAGAGAACAGGUACACGUGAUCAGCUCAAUUUUGAAGCAAAGUACACAAGUUAGUUUAGUUUCCGUUUCAGACAAGAAUUGAAGAAUUUUUUUGGUGACAAGGAAGAAAGCAGUAUGGAAAAAUGCAGUGAGGCUGAGGAGCCGAAGUAUGUACUGAAUGUCUCUUUCCUACUAAUUCCGGAUGUAGAGUAAAACAACGCACACUGGAAACACAUCGAUCCGCUGCUGUUGAAGAUGUAAGUAGAACUACGCACCAAAAUAAGUCACCCGGCUGCUGUCGGUCUCGAAAGAAAAAACAGACACACUACUUUUCGGUUUCGUCC
Messenger RNA from Amoebophrya sp. A120, 2835 nucleotides. NCBI's taxonomy places the organism in Eukaryota, Dinophyceae, Syndiniales, Amoebophryaceae. The record is from the annotation of a GenBank genome assembly.